GCCACCCCCGUUCGAUGUCGAUGCGGUGUAUGGGCCAGCGAUGCAUCUCGUGGACCUCCUGUGGACGCGCUUCUUCUCUCCGAUUCUCUUCUGGCUUUUAGAUCUCAUCUUCUGGGCCAGUCCCAUCCGGUCCUUGUUGGCUCUGAUUCUCUG
Molecule: messenger RNA, 153 nt
Organism: Symbiodinium sp. CCMP2456
Lineage: Eukaryota; Dinophyceae; Suessiales; Symbiodiniaceae
Source: the annotation of a GenBank genome assembly